This is a messenger RNA of Branchiostoma floridae (Florida lancelet), 16138 nucleotides long. RefSeq names its product serine-rich adhesin for platelets-like. NCBI's taxonomy places the organism in Eukaryota, Metazoa, Chordata, Leptocardii, Amphioxiformes, Branchiostomatidae. The coding region runs from base 27 to 16070 and encodes 5347 amino acids. Gene Ontology annotation, molecular function: calcium ion binding. The transcript has 134 exons. The record is from RefSeq and is a predicted model, not a curated record.
GCCGACGAGAAGAGACCGCUUUUACCAUGGCAGUGUCUGAUGGAACUGUGGGGUCACUACAGGUCAAUGCCACCACAGUGGGGUUCAAAACAGAUGUUGGUAUCACUUCCACUGUCUCCCUGGUUGUGAAACAGGAAUGGAGUGAAGAUCUGACAGAUGUCACCAGCGUUGCUUACAAAAACCUGGAGAAACAAGUAGAGAAAGGGUUUUUCCAGGCUCUCAUCACUACUGUUGGGUUCCAGAGAGUUGAGGUUUCCAAAUUUGAAAGGGAGAUGAACCAGACACGAGCCAAAAUCCGUGUGCUGUCAACUGACUACUCCACAGCGAAGGUCCAGGCCACUUUUCUGGAAGCUGCCAGUACCGGACGGGUGGGAACACUUCCUGUUGAUCCAGCAUCUGUGGAAGUCAAAAGAGAUGUGAGCACAACAACCACUGCAAGCUUUGUUCUCAGCCAGAAAUUCAACUCUGUUCUUACCAACAAGACAGCGGAAUAUCAGGUUCUUAAGAGGAAAGUUGAGCUUGAGCUAUUGGAGGUAUUGGUGGACCAGGGCAUUGGUUUCAAGCAGGUGGAUGUGGCAGAAUUUAAACAAAGUGUGGAGAACAAGACAGAAGUGGUACUUCGCGUCAUGGUAGCCCCCUACGCCCUGUCUACCAUCCAGACAGCCUUUACUAGAACAAUCUCCUCUGGGCAACUUGUCACCCUUCCAGUGGAAAAAUCAUCCGCUACCUUUACUAAGGACGUGAGUGUGUCAACAACUGCCACUAUGACGGUCUCCCAGUCAUGGUCCAAUGAUCUACAAGACCAGACAUCAAAGGCUUACAAGGACCUGAAAAUACGUGUGGAACAAGAGAUGACAGAGAAGUUAGUUCAGACUGUUGGAUUCCACACCAUCAGGGUGGUGAACUUCAAGAAAACGGAAACCAACCAGGUACAAGUGAUAGUCAGGAUUGUUGCAGCAGGAUAUGCCUCGUCACAGGCCCAACAAGCCUUUGUGCGAGUGGUGCAGACAGGAAGGGUGGUCACCAUCCCUGUUGUAUCAACAUCUGCUACUGUGAAGAUGGACGUAACCAAGUCACGGACAGCCCAGAUGACCUUAAACAGGCAGUUUUCGGCUGAGCUGACAAACAUGACAUCAGUGGCUACAAUGACUCUAAGGACACAAGUGGAAGAGGCACUAAGAGUAGAGCUGUCAGAGACACCUGGAUUUCAACGUGUUGUCAUUGUCAGCUUCAAAAACAGCUCUACAUCUACAGUAGUUGUGACAACUCGGUUGAUGGCGGCGUCCUACGCUGUGAAGAAUAUCCAGAAUGUUUUUGAAUCAAGGGUAUCGACUGGAAAGAUUGGAGCUGUUACAGUUCAGCCACAGUCUGCUGUAGUAACUGAGGAUGUCAGUACUUCUGCAACUGUGUCGAUGUCCGUCCCAGUGAGCUGGUCUGUUGACUUUCAGAACAAAACAACCCAGGCGUACCAGGAUAUCAAGGUCAAAAUAGAGCAAAAUGUGAACGAAAAGUUGCUGACAACAGCUGGCCUCAGUGGUAUAGAAGUCACUCAGCUUAAGCAAACACAAUCAGGAAAAGUUGAAGUUAUCCUAAGGGUUGUUGCUGCCCAGUACGCCCUGUCUGAAGUCCAGCAGAACUUUGUGACACUGGUGAAAACGGGCAAGAUUGGAACACUGGAUGUCAUUUCUGAAUCUGCGAUAAUGAAGAAAGAUGUGACCCUUUCCAAGACUGCUGAGAUCACCGUGAGCCAAGCCUGGUCAGUGGAAUUGACCAACACCAGCAGUAUGGCCUUUACCGUGCUGAAAACUCAAGUGCAGGAGGCUGUGACAUCAGAGCUCGUGAACACCAUUGGUUUUCAACGUGUAGAUGUGACAUCAUUCAAGCAGGGAAGCAGCAAUACCACAGUUGCAGUGAUGCGGAUGAUAGUUGCAGCUUAUGCAAGCAAAACUGUGGAGACGUCAUUCCAACAAGUCGUCUCAACUGGACGAGUUGGAACCCUGAGUCUAAACUCCACAUCAGCUACAAUAACUACAGAUGUGAGUGUGUCAUCUACAAUGACGAUGUCUGUGGCACAGAACUGGACAAUGGACCUCGUAAACAGAUCCACAGAGGCCUACACAGUACUUGUUAGGCAGAUAGAGCAAGAGAUGACUCAGAAACUUCUGGUGAACGUGGGAUUCCAAGGACUUGAAGUGACUCAGUUUAAGCAAACGGAGUCCAACCAGAUCCUUGUGAUUGUGAGGAUAGUAACUGCUGUCUACGCCCAGACAUUGACACAGCAGACCUUCAUCACCACUGUAAAGUCUGGGAGUGUUGGAAGCCUGUCUGUGGUCAGCACAUCAGCAGCCAUCCAAACAGAUGUGGCUACCUCCCAGACUGCCCAGAUGACCUUGACACAAACAUGGUCGACUGACCUUCAAAACAGCACCACACAGUCCUUUGUGACAUUGCAGAAGCAAGUGGUCAAUGCUCUGAACAUAGAGAUGGGAAAUACUGUUGGCUUCCAGCGAGUUGUCGUUACAAAGUUUACCAAAAGCUCUACCAACACGGUUGUUGCUGAGGUCCGUAUGAUAAUGGCUGCCUAUGCAGCAGACGCUGUGGAGAAUGUUUUUGUACAAACAGUUUCAACGGGACAGGUGCAAGGGGUCCCGGUAGACAAGACAUCAGGAAACAUUGUUAGGGAUGUGAGCGUAUCUUCCCAAGUAACCAUGACAAUGAACCAAACAUGGUCCAUGGCAUUCCUGAACACAACAACUACAAUGUAUACGCAGCUCAAGACCCAAAUAGAAGAGAAGAUGACGGAGACACUUCUUACAACGAUUGGUUUCCAAGGGCUGCAAGUGGUGGAGUUUAAACGAACGGAGUCCAACAACAUCCAGGUGGUAGUGAACAUGGUGACAGCACAGUACGCCCAGACUGAUUCACAGCAGGCAUUUGUGGAUGUGGUAACUAUGGGUCAAAUAGCUGAGCUGCCUGUUGUCAAGACAUCAGCUGCCAUCCAGAAAGUUGUGACCACCUCACAGACCGCUCAGGUGACAGUAAAUCAACCUUGGUCAGCUGAUCUGAUGAAUAAGACAUCCAAGACCUUCAUGACUCUGCAGAAACAAGUCCAGAAUGGGAUCAGUGUGGAGCUGGGCAAUACCAUUGGAUUCCAGCGUGCCAUGGUGGUGAAUUUCAAGCAAAGCUCGAGCAACACAAUCAUUGUGGUGACACGUCUGAUAGCAGCCAGUUAUGCCGCCAGCUCUGUCCAGUCUGCGUUUGUGAGCACGGUGACUAACGGGCAGAUCAACCAGAUUGUAGUGGACAAGACAUCUGCUAAUAUUGUCAAAGAUGUGAGCACAUCAUCAUCAGUGACAAUGUCAUUGAACCAGACAUGGUCUGCAAACUUACUAAGUGUGAAGUCUGUCACCUACCAACAACUCAAGACCAAAAUAGAGGAAUCUAUGACUGCAAGACUGCUCACAACAUUUGGUGUCCAAGGUGUUCAGGUGGCAGGGUUUAAACAAACCAUGUCAACACAGGUCCAAGUAAUCCUGAGGAUUGUAGCUGCGCAGUAUGCCCAGUCUGCGGCACAGCAGAUGUUUGUAACAGUUGUACAGACUGAACAGAUAGCUGGUCUUCCUGUCAUAACUACAUCAGCUGUUGUCCAAAAGGAUGUGACGGUUUCUCAGACUGCCCAGAUGACAUUGGCACAGACGUUUUCAGCUGACCUUGCAAACAUGACCUCAUCUAGUUCUGUGGCAUUAAAAACACAGCUGGAAGAAUCGCUGAGUGUGGCGUUUGGAAACACUGUUGGCUUUCAACGUGUCAGCGUGGUAGAAUUCAAACAAAGUUCCAGCAAGACAGUUGUUGUCGUGACUAAAAUAGUGGUGGCCUCCUAUGCUUCAACCUCUGUCCAGACGAUUUUCGUUACAACAGUCAAGAGUGGCCGCAUUGGAACAAUAAGCGUGAAUACAGCAUCAGCAGUGGUUAAACAGGAUGUGAGUACAUCAAGCACUGUGACCAUGAUAGUAAAACAAACCUGGUCAACGGAGCUCAUGAAUGUGACAAGCGUCUCCUUCCAGACACUGAAGACAAAGAUUGAGGAAACGAUGACAGAAAAAUUGUUGAUGACAGUUGGAUUCCAGGGUCUUGAGGUGGCUGAAUUCAAGAAAACAGAAUCCAACAACAUUCAGGUCAUAGUGAGAAUAGUCACCGCCCAGUAUGCUGCCACCGCUACCCAGAAUGCAUUUGUUACCGUGGUAACCACUGGUCAGGUGACUGGUCUCGCCAUAGACAACACGUCAGCUGUCAUUCAGAAGGACGUUACGGUUUCUCAGACUGCGCAGAUGACCUUGACGAAGAAGUGGUCAGCUGACCUGGUGAAUAGAACAUCCGUGACCUUCAUCACCCUUCAAACACAGCUGCAAGAAGCUUUGAGUGUACAGUUUGGAACUGUGGUGGGUUUCCAAAGGGCCAACGUGAUACGAUUUUCACAAAGCUCUACCAACACAACUAUUGUCGUAGUCCGCAUGAUAGUGACGUCAUACGCAGCGACGUCAGUGCAGACAAACUUUGUACAAAUAGUGUCCUCUGGACAACUGGGUGGAAUUUCUGUGACUGCAAACUCUGCAAUGGUUAAGAAAGAUGUGAGCGUUUCCUCAUCCUUAUCCUUGACGGUCACCCAAGCCUGGUCAACUGCCUUACAGGACACAACAAGCGUGGCUUACAAACAACUCAAGACGCAAGUAGAAGAAACGAUGACGCUACAGCUGCUUGAGACAGUUGGUUUCCAGGGUUUGCAAGUGGCGGAGUUCCGACGAACAGAGUCCAACACCAUCCAGGUCAUUGUGAGGAUUGUGACGGCACAGUAUGCAGCAACAUCUACCCAGAAUGCAUUUGUUACCGUUGUAACCAAGGGUCAAGUCGUGGGUCUUGCUGUCGACAACACAUCUGCUGUUGUACAGAAGGAUGUGACAGUAUCUCAGACUGCCCAGGUGACCUUGACUCAACAGUUUUCUGCUGACCUUGUGAAUAAAACGUCCCAGGCCUUCAUCACUUUGCAAACACAAAUGCAGGAGGCUCUGACUGUGCAGUUCGGGACCACUAUUGGGUUCCAAAGAGUCAACAUUGUGGAGUUCACCCAAAGUUCCACCAACACAGUUGUUGUGGUAGUCCGGAUGGUGAUGGCCUCCUACGCUGCCAGCUCAGUCCAGACAACUCUUGUGCAGACCGUCGCAUCUGGGCAAAUUGGAUCCAUCUCUGUCAACUCCAGUGUGACUGCAACUGUCAAGAGAGAUGUCAGCGUUUCGUCCUCAUUGUCCUUGGCGGUGAAUCAAGCCUAUUCAGCUGACCUAGAGGACACUACCAGCGUGACUUACAAACAACUCAAGACACAAGUAGAAGAGGCGAUGACAAUACAGCUGCUGGAAACAGUUGGUUUCCAAGGCUUGCAGGUAGCAGAAUUCCGACAAACGAAGACCAACACCGUCCAGGUAAUAGUGAGAAUAGUGACAGCACAGUAUGCUGCCACAGCUACCCAGCAGGCCUUUGUUACCGUGGUAACCUCAGGUCAGGUCACUGGCCUCUCGGUCAUCAACACAUCAGCUGUAGUCCAGAACGACGUGACGGUGUCCCAGACUGCCCAGAUGACCUUGACACAGCAGUUUUCAGCUGACCUUGCAAACAAAACAUCUAAAGCCUUCAUCACUCUGCAGACAAAGCUACAGGAAUCAUUGAGUGUUCAGUUUGGAAACACGGUUGGAUUCCAAAGAGUCAUUGUCGUGGAGUUUACCAAGAGUUCCACCAACACAGUUGUUGUGGUAGUCCGGAUGGUGAUGGCCUCCUAUGCUGCCAGCUCUGUCCAGACCACGUUAGUACAGACUGUCAAAUCUGGGCAGCUGGCAGGCGUGUCCAUCAACUCCAAUGUCACUGCAACUGUCACGAAGGAUGUGACUUUAACAUCUUCGGUUUCGAUGGCCUUGACCCAGUCCUACUCAGCUGACCUGAAGGACAGCACUACUGUGGCUUACAAAACGCUCCAGACUAAGAUAGAGGAAUCUUUGUCCCUUCAACUCCUGCAGACUGUAGGUUUCCAGGGUCUACAAGUGUUACAGUUUAAGGAGACCCAAUCUAAACGUGUAGAAGUGGUAGUUGUGAUAGCUGCUGCUGAGUAUGCUCUCAAACAGUCCCAGCAGUCCUUCACCACAGUGGUCCGGUCUGGAAACGUUGGGGGCUUGUCUGUGGAUGCUUCCUCUGUAGUAGUCAAAAAGGACAUUGUGGUGUCCCAGACAGCCCAGAUGACCCUGAGCCAGAAAUUCUCAACUGAACUUGCAAACAAAAAUUCAGCAGUUUUCAUCACUCUUCAGACAAAACUGCAGGAAGCAAUCAGUGUUCAGAUGGGGAACACACUGGGCUUCCAGAGGGUUGUAGUUGUGGAGUUCCAGAACAGCACCUCCAACACAGUUGUUGUGGUUAUGCGUAUGGUCAUGGCCUCGUAUGCAGCUAAGACAGUGCAGACAUUGUACCAAGAGUCAGUUUCAGCUGGCCAGAUUGGAGGAGUUGCUGUUGUUCCAGGGUCAUCAACUGUCACCAAAGAUGUGGUCACAUCUGCUUCGGUUUCCAUGACGGUGGCUCAGUCCUGGUCCGCUGCCCUGUUGAACGUGACGUCUCAAACUUACCAACAGUUAAAGAUACAGAUUGAAGAAGUUAUUUCACAGAUUUUGGUGAAGACUUUGGGGGCCCAGGCAGCCAAAGCAGACCAAUUCAAGAGAACCAAAUCUGGGCAGGUUGAAGUGGUUCUGAGAAUUGCGGCCACAGAGUAUGCAAUAAAAGAAGCCCAGCAGUCGGUGAUCACCCAGGUCCGGACAGGGAAUCUCGGAGGCCUUGCUGUUGUCAACACUUCUGCGAUCAUCAAAAAGGAUGUGACUGUAUCUCAGACUGCGCAGAUGACCUUGACACAGACUUACUCAGCUGACCUUCAGAACAAGUCAUCAAAGGCCUACGUCACACUGAUGGAAUCAGUACAGGAGGCUUUAAGUGUGCAGUUGGGAAACACUCUCGGUUUCCAGCGUGUUGAAGUGGUGGAGUUCAAACAAAGCUCGACCAACACAGUUGUCGUGGUUACUCGUCUGGUUGUUGCAGCGUUCGCAGCAAAGAGUGUCCAAACAUCUUUUACACAAGCUGUCUCAUCUGGAGAAAUCUCCGGACUUGCCGUUAAUUCAACGUCUGCUGUCGUCACCAAAGAUGUGAGCGUGUCAUCCUCUGUAACUAUGACUGUGGCGCAGGCGUGGUCAGCUCAGCUCCAGGACCAGUCAUCUCAAGCCUUCAUCACACUACAGACCAAACUGGAGGAGGAGUUGACUCGGAAAAUGAUGACCAUCACAGGCUUUCAGGGCGUACAAGUUGCUCAGUUCAAGAGAAGUGAGUCUGGUCAGGUCCAGGUGAUUGUGAGAAUGGCAGCAGCCGAGCACGCCAUCGCACAAGCACAGCAGUCCUUUGUCACUGUGGUGCAGACUGGGAACAUUGCAGGAGUUUCUGUUGAUGCUUCUUCAGCAAGCAUUCAGAAAACAGUGACGACCUCCCAAACUGCCCAGAUGACCUUGACUCAGGCCUAUUCAGCUGACCUCCAGAACAAAGAAUCUGUGGCGUUCACAACGCUACAAACAAACCUGCAGGAAGCGUUGAGCGUAGAGUUAGGAAACACACUUGGUUUCCAACGUGUUGUAGUCACAGAGUUCAAACAGAGUUCCACCAACACGGUCAUUGUUGUGAUGCGUCUUGUCGUGGCAACAUACGCCUCCAGCUCUGUACAGACAACGUUCACUGAAGCCGUUUCCAUCGGUCAGAUCGGUACCAUCACUGUAGACAGCAAUUCAGCAACUGUCACCAAAGACGUGAGUACGUCGACAUCUGUGUCCAUGACUGUGAACGAAGCCUGGUCCACCCAACUGCUGAACACAUCGUCUGUAGAGUACGUCAGCUUCAAGACAAAGACAGAACAAGCUUUGACCAAGAGCAUGCUGAAUGUUGUCGGGUUCUCUGGAUUGGAGGUUGGACAACUGAAGCAGUCUUCCUCUGGACAAGUGCUGGUUAAGUUGAGGAUAGUUGCAGCCGAGUAUGCCUUAGCACAGGCCCAACAAUCGUUUGUCACUGUGGUGCAGUCUGGGAGCGUUGAAGGCAUCAAAGUUGAUACUACAUCAGCUGUAAUUCAGAAAGAUGUAACCACGUCCCAGACAGCACAAGUGACCUUGAGCCAAGCCUUCACAGCUGACCUUCAGAACACGACCUCGGUGGCAUUCACCACUUUACAAAGUAAAGUGCAGGACGCUCUUAGUGUGGAGUUAGGAAGCACUGUUGGAUUCCAGCGUGUGGUGGUUGUGGAAUUCAAACAAAGUUCUACCAACACAGUUGUGGCUGUGACCCGUCUGGUUGUGGCCACCUAUGCUGCCAGCUCUGCCCAGUCUGCUUUUGUCAAGACGGUAUCAUCCGGGCAGAUCGGGACCAUCGCGGUCAACGCUUCCUCAGCAACUGUCAGCAAGGAUGUGAGCGCAUCCUCAACAAUGUCCAUGACAGUCACACAGUCCUUCUCCGCUGAUCUACUGAACAGCUCCUCUGCAGCCUACCAAGCACUGGUGGUACAGAUUGAGAAAAGUAUGACAUCAACACUGCUGACUACAGUUGGGUUCCAGGCAUUUGAGGUGGCACGGUUCAAGAAAACGUCUUCAGGACAGAUCGAGGUUGUGGUGAGAGUGGUUGCAGCAGAGUAUGCUCUUGCUGCAGCUCAGCAGUCCUUUGUCACUGUAGUAAAAUCUGGGAGCGUUGCAAAUCUCACUUUGGAUACAACAUCAGCUGUCGCCAAAAAGACUGUGACUGCUUCCCAGACUGCCCAGAUGACCUUGACGGAGGCUUGGUCCGCUGACCUUCAGCAAACGUCAUCAGCAGCCUUUACCACACUGCAAACCAAAGUGCAAGAGGCUCUUACAGUUGAACUCGGAAACACUGUUGGAUUUCAGAGUGUCAAUGUUGUAUCUUUCAAAGAAAGUUCUACAUCCACAGUGACAGCAGUGGUCAGAGUGAUUGCAGUGUCCUAUGCUACAACAAGUGUGCAGAAUUCCUUCACACAGGUGGUCAGUUCCGGACAAGUAGGGACAAUAACGGUCAACAAGACGUCAGCGAUAGUAACGAAAGACGUGGGUUUGUCGACAACUGUGUCUAUGACGGUGAACCAAGCCUAUUCAGCUGCCCUACAGAACACGACAUCACAAGCCUUCAUCACUCUGCAGACACAGAUACAGCAGGCUAUGACAAAGAGUCUUCAGACCACAGCAGGCUUCCAGGCAGUGCAGGUUUCACAGUUCAAGCAAACGGAAUCAAGUAAAAUACAAGUCAUCCUGCGGAUAGUAGCAGCUGAGUACGCCCUAACCAAGGCACAGGAAAGUUUCACAACGGUCGUGAAGACGGGGAGUGUUGCAGGUGUUUCUUUGGAUGCUACUUCUGCCGUGGUGCAAAAAGAUGUUACGGUGUCAAGAACGCUUCAGAUGACCAUCAAACAAGCCUUCACCGCAGCCUUGCAGGACACGUCUUCACAGACCUUCAUCACCUUAAAAACUCAAGUUCAGGAUGCUGUAACAGAAGAGAUGUCUGCUACUGUUGGCUUCCAGCGUGCUGUGGUGGCUGAGUUUAAACAAGAGUCUAGUAACACAGUUGCAGUUAUCAGGACUGUCAUGGCUUCCUAUGCCUCCACAGAGGUGCAGAACUCAUUUGUUACUGUGGUAAAGAGUGGACAAGUGGGUAACCUGGUUGUCGAUGCCAACUCUGCGACCAUCAAACAAGACGUGACGGUUACUCGUACAGCAUCGGUGACCCUGAGCCAAGCCUGGUCAGCCACUCUGCUAAACAAAACAUCAACAGAGUUCAAGAUGCUACAGACACAAACAGAAACACAAAUGACAUCAGUGUUGCUUGUCAUCGUUGGCAUCCAAGGAGUUACAAUUUCUGAAUUCAAGGAAAGCUCCUCCAAGGUCCAGGCAGUUGUCAGACUUGUGGUGGCGGAUUAUGCCUCCAAGUCUUCCCAAACGUCAUUUGCGACUGUCGUGGAAACUGGAAAGAUUGGUACCAUAAGCGUGGACCCUACAUCGGCAGUUAUCACAAAAGAUGUGAGUGUCACAUCCACGACCUCCAUGACCUUGACCCAGUCCUUCACUGCUGACCUCACCAACACAACAAGUGCAGCAUUUAUUGCCCUCAAGACUACGGUGGAACAGUCGAUAUCAGAAACCCUGAUUCAGACCGUUGGUUUCCAAAGAGUAGAAAUUGUAGAGUUUGUACGAUCUGAAAGUGGACAGGUCCAGGCAAAGGUGAGGAUGGUGGUGGCAGAUUUUGCAACCACGUCUGUGCAGACGGCGUUUACUACAGCCGUCAAGACUGGAAGUGUGGGGACUCUAACAGUAGAUCCAAACUCCGUAGUAGUGGAAAAGGAUGUGAGUACGACAUCCUCCAUAUCCAUGAAGAUGACCAGUGUGACGUGGAAUACAGCCUUAAUGAAUACGUCUUCCAAGGCCUUCAGCAGUCUUAAGCUUGAUGUGGAAGAGUCGUUGCUGCUUGUGAUGGUGUCAGUAGUGGGAUUCCAGCGAGUGGAAGUAGCUGAGUUCAAAGAGUCCAGCGGAAAUGUAGAGGUGGUUUUGCGUAUGAUGGUGACGAGUUACGCCUCAGCCAGUGUUACCACAUCCUUUACCCAAGCCGUAACAUCAGGAAAGAUCGGAACCAUCACUGUAGACCCCGCAUCUGCCGUGGCCAUGAAAGAUGUGAAUGUGGCAUCGAAAGUGGCCAUGACAGUCACCCAAACAUGGAACCAACAGCUGACCAACACGUCAUCUACUGAAUACACUCGGUUAAAGACCCAACUAGAAACUUCGUUACAGCAAACGUUCCUGACCAUUGUUGGCUUCCAGAGAGUGGAGAUACAAGAGUUCAAGAAAGUUGGCAGCAACAUCCAGGUCAUCAUCAUCCUGGUGGUUGCCCAGUACGCCACCACAUCGGUGUCCACGUCCUUCAGUACUAUCGUGUCAUCUGGAACUAUUGGGACUAUCACUGUCGAUGUGAACUCUGCAACUGAGGAGAAAGUUGUACCUGUGACACGCAGUACAACUGUGUCGCUGACUGAGUCCUGGAAUGCUGCUUUACUGGACUCAAAUACUACAGAGUACAAAACCCUCAAAACCAAAGUGGAAAACUCUUUCUUUGAGGUUUUUGUAGUUAUUACUGGAUUCCAGAGGGUCACAGUUGUUGAGUUCAAGGAAAGCUCUGGUGUUGUGUCGGUGGUUCUGCGGAUUUCCUUGUCUUACGCAGCUUCCACGUCCUUCGUCACCACUAUCAAGACUGCUGUGUCCUCCGGAAAAAUAGCUGCUGUGUCUGUCAACCCUGCCUCGCUACAGCUGGCAGUAGACAAGCGUGUUGUGCAGCAGGCAACCUUCAAACUGACGCAGCCCUGGUCGGCCAAUCUGCUGGUGGUCACUUCAACAGAGUUUAUUACACUCAAGAAGACUGUGGAAACCCAGUUCUUCCAAACCUUUGUAAACAUCAACGGCUUCCAGUCAGUGACUGUCAAAGAAUUCCAGGAAUCGAGCGGAACUGUUACUGUUAUCUUCUACAUCAUUGUGGCGGAGUUUGCCACCACCACUGUAUCAACAACGUUCACCACAGCUGUGCAGUAUGGAACUGUUGGAACCCUGACAGUGGUCACAACCUCAGCUGCUGUCACUGUCCCAGUGGAACGAACCAUCUACAGCAACCUUGUGGUGUCAAAUCCAUAUGACUGUAACUUGUUGGACAAGAAAAAUUCCAAGUACACCAGAUAUGUCAACCAGUUUACAGCAAAUGCACCCCAGGCCCUCCCGCUCAUCCCAGGGUUCAAGAGUUUUGAGUUGCUCUGGCUGGGAACAUGGAGAGAUGGCGGCAUUCUAGUUAACAUGAAGCUGAACGUGAGUGAGGCCACGACGAAAGACGGCGUCCAGCAAUGGAUGAAAACCAUUUCUGAAGGAGGAGACUUCGGCGACCUGAAGCUUAAGUCUACUGGAUACGGAGCAGCAACAUCAGAUGCAGAACUUCCACAACCAGCCCAGGCUGACUUCGAGCUUUUGAAUCUCACUCUAUCAGCAGCAUCGCCGAAACAGGUCUACCCAGCUGGUGUCAUCAAAACGAAGUUCGACUUCUUCAUAAAAAAUUUGGGUAAUCUAGAUGUUGCAGUGACAACGAAUGCCUUUGCCACGUUUAAGGCAUAUUUCACGAAUAACGCGGAAUUGGAGUCUGCUACAGUGAAGUCCAAUGCUACAGAUGUCACCGUUCCUAUAAGCUCAGAGGCGUUGCUGCACGUGGGACUCAAUGCAAAGGGAGCAGAACAAGUAGGAAUAAUAAAUGUGGUGGCACCACUUCAAGUCCCUGAGUCAAACUGUGGUGACUUCACCCAUGUGUGCAUCAAUACUGUCGUAGCAGACGUGCCUGCCUUCUUUGACUACCAGCCGUGUAACAACGACGCGUGUUACGAGCUAAAGGCUGUAGGAGCAGGCGGUGGGCUGGAGAAGAACUGUCCACGAUUGACAGGAAUAUGCAGCCCUGCAUGCCACGCCGAUGCCACCUGCCACCGUGAAUCCGGUACACCGACAUGUGAAUGUGAUCACGGCUUUAGAGGGAACGGACAAACAUGUGCAGAUAUCGAUGAAUGCAGCACUAAUCCAUGUGAUACAGCCGGGAACCAAGUUUGCAAAAACCUGGAGGGAAGUUUUGAGUGUACCUGUAAACCCGGGUAUCAACUCAACCAUGGGUCAUGUGUGGCUACCUCCAAGUUCCGCUCCACCAUGAGCUUUACAUCCCUGACGUACAGCUCUGACCUGGCCAACCCAACAUCAGCACUCUACAUCCAAACUCAGCGUACUGUGGUCAUCACGAUCACAAAGGUCUUCAAGCUCAGCACUGUCAGGUCCUCCUUUGUCGGAGUGACAGUUCUGGGGUUCAGCCCGGGGAGUAUUAAGGCUGACGUAUCGCUUGACGUGGCCAGUGACGCAAACCUGACCCCUAGUGACAUGUCGGGGGCCUUCAAGAACGGAUCUGCAGCUCUGAACGACACGUCAUUAGGAUUGGACACGUCAUCAACAAUUACUGAUUACAAUGAGUGUGCUAAUGAGACAGACAACGACUGUUCUCCGUAUGCAAAUUGCAACAACACGGUUGGAGGUUUCAACUGUAGCUGCCGUGAUGGCUUCCUGGACAACUCUACUGACAGCACCCGUCCUGGGAGAAGCUGUGUGAACAUUUCAAGGCCAUCAUCUGCACCACCCACAACAGCAUUUCCAGUGCCCCCGACGGCAAGUAUGAGACCACCCACUGCCACUGUCCCACCUACUGCAGCCCCAACUGCAAACGUGUCAGCACCUGCAUCACUACUCCGUGGACCCUCCACUGGUGUACCCACUAUACGGCCAACAGCAACAGUACCUCCAUUGCUGUCUGUAAGCCCGGGUAUUAAACCUACUGUGGCACCGACUGCGGCACUUUCUGCACCACCAACUGCGGCACUUUCUGCACCACCAACUGUGGCACCAACUGCCAGUUUGGGAGUUGCACCAACGGCAGCAAGUCCAGGGGCAGGGCAGACAACUGCACCUGGAGUGCAACCAACUGCAAGUGUGCAACCAACCGUUCCUGUAGUACAACCAACUGCAAGUGUGCAACCUACCGCUCCAGUACAGCCAACUGCAAGUGUGCAACCAACUGCACCAGUAGUGCAACCAACUGCAAGUGUGCAACCAACUGCACCAGUAGUACAACCAACUCCAAGUAUACAACCAACUGCACCAGUAGUACAACCAACUGCAAGUGGGCAACCAACUGCUCCAGUAGUACAACCAACAGGAAGCGUGCAACCAACUGCUCCAGUAGUACAACCAACUGCAAGUCCUGGAGCUGGAGCACAACAGACAACAGCCCCAGUGCUACAGCCAUCACCUAGUGCAGGCGCACCAGACGCAUCUCAGACUACUGCAGCAGCUGCUGCACAACCAUCAGCAACUGCAGGGCAGCAGGCAACUGCAGGUACCUCUGCACCAUCGGUAGCACCCACAUCCCCAGCAGCAACGGAUGCACAACUAACACCGAGUGUCCAACCAACUGCAACAGAUGCACAACUAACAGCUAGUGUACAACCUACAGUGACGGUGGUGCAACCAACUGCUUCAGUAGCCCCCAGUGUUGCAGCAUCAGCAGCCCCUACAACUGCCGGACCAACCGGAACAUUACCACCAGGAACAGUCGUGGUUGAAGCUGGUACAGUGAAGGUAACCUUCCGCAGCCCCAACACCUUCACUCCUGCCGAAAGUGUCGACAUGUGGUUCGACUACACUUUCGAGAACAAGGGGAACACUGACAUCCCUGCCAGUAACAGCACUAAUGCAGCCUUGAAGGUUUACUUCACCAACAAUGCACAGUUUGAGUCUGCCACCAUCAAGUCUCCGCCCUCUACAGUCACGCUAUCAGCCUUCGACAGCGCUCUCUCCAGACAGGGCAUCAAACAGGGCGCUUCCUUCACGGCGCUCGAUGCCACAGCAGCCGUUUCGGUCCCUGAGGCCAACUGUACCUCCUUCACGCAUCUCUGUACGGUUGUGACCUACGCGACCCUGGGCAACCGGUAUGCGGACCGCACGGACACCUGUCUAGCCCUGGGGUCGGGGUCCAACCAAGCUGGACCGCUGGAUUGUACUAAAGUGACACAAACAUCCUGUUCCGGCUGUGAUUCUAACGCAGUUUGUGCGACGGUGGCAGGCCAGGCCAAGUGUGUCUGUAAAGGAGGGUUCACUGGAGACGGUACCACAUGUACAGACGUGAACGAGUGUACAUCAGGCACUCCCUGUAGCAGCCUGGCCAACUCCAGAUGCGUGAACACGGCCGGCUCGUACGAGUGCCAGUGUGUGCCCCGCUACUACAAGAAACGGCGGGAGUGCAUGACCACGCUGACGUACCAAGUGGAAGUGACGUUCACAGCCUAUAACUACACUUCUGAGUUGGCAGACAGCAACUCCACGGAGUUCAUGAAGCUAGAAUACACCUACUCUGAGGAGAUGUCUUACGUCUACCUGACAAGUACACUGAAGGAUUCCUUCCACGGAAUGCGCGUGUUGAACUUCCGAUCUGGUAGUGUUAUUGGCACUCACGCAGCCAACUUGGCAAGCAGCGGUGGACAGAGUACGAGCAAUGUACAGAACGCCGUGAACUCAGCUAUCGGUUCCGCAUCAGGAACUGCUCUACAGAUGCAAGCAAACGUCAAAGUUGCAGAUUACAACGAGUGUGCUAAAGCCAGUGACAAUGACUGCAGUGAAAUGGCAGAUUGUAUCAACACAGUUGGUUCCUUCACCUGCAAGUGUAAGACUGGGUAUGAGGACAGGAACCCCUCUACACCUGGAAGGAACUGUUAUGAUGCUUCCCGACUUGCCCUGAUUAUUGGAGGUGUGAUCGGCGGGCUGUUGGCUCUACUGUUGCUGCUCUGCCUCUGUCACCAGUGUAUCAAGAAGCAGAGGGGCACGAAGAAAUCUGUGGACCUGAAGUCUAUAGACACGGGGGGCCUCGUGUGGGCCCGGCAGGACGAUCGCACCUUCUGGUGGCCCGGAGAGGUGGUGCCUGGGAAGGAUGGAGAUGGCAGUCGGUGGGUCAAAUGGCUCGGCAUCAACACUUUCUCUCCGGUGGAGACUGUGGAAGUUGAUAAGUUCCAGUCGGUGAAUCAACACUUCAGCGCCAAGGCCCAUGCCGGUCUGGGGUCAUACCGUGCAGGUAUUGAGCAGAUCAAGCGGAAAUCCAUGGAGUACCCAGAACAGGCUCCGCCCUACAAUGGCGAUGGCCAGUAUGCAGAGAAACCAGCACCUGGCCCGCAGUACAAGAGCCUGAUUGUACCGUACUACCAGGAUCCUGAGAGGUACGCCCAACAGCAAGAGGUUUCCCAGGUCCUGGCUCGCCCCCCUCGACCCUCGGUACGCGCGCCACCAAAGUACAGCUCCGGCUUUAAAGGGAACGCAGAGUACCAGGAGUUCUCCUUCAAACUCAAGUAACAAGACGGCCGAAGAACAACCAAUUAAUGCCUGUAGGAAUAGCGAUAUUCAUGCGGAUUGCAUGUAUU